AUGGUUGGAGAAAGAAAUAUUACCAAAGGAAAACCCUAUUUCUCCCAGCAUAUAAUCAAUAAGUUUGGAAUCACAUACUUCCACGAUGACUCUGAAUCACUGGCUGAUAAUUUUACCUUUGCAGUUUGGCCAAACCAAAAGAGCAAGUCCACCAUCAAACCAGAAACUGACUUUCUUGAAGAGAUGUUUAAUAUCACCAUCUCCUCUGUUAAUGACCAGGCACCAGAAUUAAAGACAAAAGGACUUCGCUUGAAAGUUCUGCAGGGCAGUAGAUUGGUUGUGGGACCUGAAAACCUGAAAGUGGAAGAUGUAGACAGUCCCCCAGAUGAGAUCAGAUAUGUGAUUCUCCGUAAUCCUAAUAAUGGCUUUUUGGCAAUGGCUUACCAUCCAGACACACCUGUUCACCAUUUCACACAAGCUGACAUUGAUGACUCUCAGGUGUGGUUCAUACAAGAUGGAAGCCCAUCCUCAGGAGUGUUUUACUUUAGUGUGACAGAUGGUAAACACCUCCCUCUCUACAAGCUCUUCCACCUGGAUGUCAUUCCUGUCUCCAUCACCCUUGCGAACCUCACUGACCUACUUCUCCCACAAGGCCAGACAACCGUCCCCAUCACGAGUGCUCACCUGUCAGCCAUGACCAAUGGGAGGAGCCCCCAUGUCACUUACAAGAUAACAUGGCCCCUCCAGCAUGGGCACCUACUGAUUGAAAACCAGGUGGUCACCAGCUUUGGACAGGAGGAUCUGGAUUCAGGAAGACUCUCUUACCAUAUGACAAAUCUCACUGCUGCAGAAGACCAGCUACAGUUCUCACUGUUUACAUCAGAAAGCAACCUGACAGGACAAACACUGAACAUCAGAGUGCAGCCUUUACUGCAGGUUAUGUCAGACUUGAAAAUUGCCAACGGAGUGGCUCAUCAGCUGAGAAGAAAGGACUUAGAUGCUACUGAGCUGGCUAAUAUGACUAACAGUGAUCCCAGAUUUGAAGUGACAGAACCCCCUGUCCAUGGAAGGCUGGUGUGGAGAGGGCCUCGCAGCACUGUGAUGGAAGCCGCUACUCUGUUCACUCAGAGGGACAUUGACCAAGGGCUGCUGCUGCUUGACCCACAUGCCAAUCUAACAGGCACCGAUGUGCUGAACGACUCCUUCACUUUCUUGCUCAGGGAAGACUGUGUACAGCCUGCGGUUGGUUAUCUCCCUUUCAUCAUAGUGCCAGCUGACCCCUUACUUUUACAAACGUCUACACCAUACGUUCCUUUAUUUGUCACUGGAGAUAACCUUGUGACCUCAGUUGUCUCUCAGGAAAAACCUGUGGUUUCCUCAGGACCCAUGACAGGGACAGAAACUCUGGGGAAGCUGACCCGGACCAGAUGGCAGGAAGCAGAUCCCUGGGGACAACACAGGGGUGAAGAGCCCAGUGUGGAUGGCAAGGUCCCUCCCACCAAGGUAAUCUGGCCACCAGCUGCCACCAGAGUCAGCCCCAGGGCACACACUCAACCCAGGGAGAGCAGCUACCCUCUGAUGGUCAUCCUGCCUUUGGCUGCAGUGAUCUUCCUGCUGAUAGUGGCUGCAGUGGCCUUGUGUGUCUGGCUGCUGGGCCGGAAGGUAGAGAAAGCAAAACCCCUUAUCAGGCCCCAGGCCAUCCCAGAGUCCACAGCCCCAAGUCAUAGGCUAGAAAGAAGCAUGACCGUUCCCACUGUCACAGUGACACCCCUUAUACAAUGCUCCAGCCGCCCUCCCACCGGUCCUUUCAGGACCCUGCAAUGCGAGCCAAUGGCUCCUCCUGUGUCUGAGCCAGUGGAGAAAUGUGCUCCUUGGGAGACAUGGGUGAACCUGGAUCCCGACAUGGUCAAGCUCUGCCGACAAACCAACCCAACGCUGAAGCACAACCAGUAUUGGGUGUAG
This is a messenger RNA of Propithecus coquereli (Coquerel's sifaka), 1902 nucleotides long. RefSeq names its product chondroitin sulfate proteoglycan 4-like. The transcript has a single exon. The record is from RefSeq and is a predicted model, not a curated record. Lineage: Eukaryota; Metazoa; Chordata; Mammalia; Primates; Indriidae. Bases 1 to 1902 code for a protein of 633 amino acids.